UACUUAGCUGAGGACGUCGACCUCCUACAAUGUCUAGUAACUUAAUCCUAUAUAAAGCCUUGAAAAUGUGAUACAUAGAGAUAAACAAUAAGGGAAACAUCUCAAAAAACCAUGCAAGAACAACAGCAACAACAAUCUCUUGCAUGCAUGCAUACAUCUUGAAGCUUUAUAUAAUUAAAUUAGAGUUUGGAUUUGGAUAUGGCCGAUAUGCAAAUUGUUCCUGCCUGCAAAAACGUAGAGGCGCAGUAUGUGGAGAUGAUGGUUCCUCUCUAUUCUCAUGGAUGUGAGAAGAAAAUAAAGAAGACCCUCUCCCAUCUCAAAGGGAUAUACUCAGUGAAGGUGAAUUAUAACGAACAAAAGGUGACGGUAUGGGGAAUAUGCAACAAAUACGAUGUGCUUGCAACUGUAAGGAGCAAGAGAAAACACGCAUCUUUUUGGAACCCUGAAGACAACAUUGCCUUAGAAGAUCAAUCACCAGAACCACCGGCGGUGACAACACCACCACCUUCCUCUCCUCCUUCUCCUAUUCAUAAGACUUCAAGUGGUAAAUACACAAAGCCUUCUUUGGCUCUGAUUAGGGUUCGAUCUUUGAGCUGGAAAGCAUGGACUCCAUGGAAGAAAGUCUUCAAUAGGUCCUAUUCAUUACCCUCAAGGCUGAAGCUCAACGUUAAUUGAUUAUAUACAACGAUCGAUAAGAAAAUGUAAAGGAAGAUAAUGCUUGCUGCCUUCCUCUUGUUGUAAUUUGGAUUAGAUAACUACUAUGUACUUUAGUUAUGUGGAAUUUAAUCAUCUGCCAAAUACCAAUAGAAGCAGGUAUUGUUUAAUUA
Messenger RNA from Malus domestica (apple), 827 nucleotides. Lineage: Eukaryota; Viridiplantae; Streptophyta; Magnoliopsida; Rosales; Rosaceae. The record is from RefSeq and is a predicted model, not a curated record.